Molecule: messenger RNA, 902 nt
Organism: Xiphophorus maculatus (southern platyfish)
Lineage: Eukaryota; Metazoa; Chordata; Actinopteri; Cyprinodontiformes; Poeciliidae
Product: claudin-4-like
Exons: 1
Coding region: 123-767 (214 amino acids)
Biological process (GO): bicellular tight junction assembly; cell adhesion
Cellular component (GO): bicellular tight junction; plasma membrane
Molecular function (GO): structural molecule activity
Source: RefSeq, a predicted model, not a curated record
UCGAGAGGUUCCGCCUUUGAUUCCUCCCUCAAAACAACCUGCUGCUUAUUUGGACGUUCCACCUGCUGGACGCUCACUAGAUCCGUCAGUGAGUGCUGAUCGUGGAGGGGAUUUCUUCAGACAUGCCAUCAGCGGGAUUUGAGAUAUUAGGAGUGACUCUGGCUCUGCUGGGCUGGAUCUCCGCCAUCGUUUCCUGCGCUUUGCCCAUGUGGAGAGUGUCGGCGUUCAUCGGGGUGAAUAUCGUGACGGCACUGACCAUCUGGGAGGGCAUCUGGAUGAGCUGCGUGGUCCAGAGCACCGGCCAGAUGCAGUGCAAGGUCUACGACUCCAUGUUGGCUCUGAGCGCCGACCUUCAGGCCGCCCGCGCUCUCACGGUCAUCUCCGUUGUGUUGGGAGUUCUGGGACUCCUGAUGUCCGUCAUGGGGGCAAAGUGCACCAACUGCGUGGACGAAGAGGCGGCUAAAGCACGGGUGAUGAUCGCCUCCGGAGGGGCUUUCGUUCUGGCCUCCCUCACCCAGAUAAUCCCCGUGUCCUGGUCCGCUCACACCAUCAUCACGGAGUUCUACAGUCCGGCCGUACCAGAGGCCCAGAAGAGGGAGAUCGGUGCUGCGCUGUAUCUGGGUUGGGCCGCCGCUGCCUUCCUGCUCAUCGGAGGCGGCAUCCUGUCCUCCAGCUGCCCUCGGGGGCCGGAGAAAAGGUACAGAACGCCGUACUCCCAAACCAGAUCGGUGGUACCGAACGGCUAUGACAGGAGAGACUACGUCUGAAGCGACAUCUGCUCCGCUCUCACGCACCGACCAACGUGUACCAACUCAUUAAAGACUCCGGAAACAGAACCGAAAAGAACAAAAACGUCUAAAAACUGAAAAAACUAUUUUUGACAAAAGUAUUUUUGACCAGUU